CCGCCACGACAGUCUCGCAGCGGAGAGAGAGCUCACAGAAAGAUCUCAGUCACUGGUGGCCCGCAGUUAGCGUAUCUCCUCUGAUCUGAUCUUGGAGAGGCUCCUCCUGUGAGAAUGGCGGCCCGGCGGCAGAAAACUACGGUGCUCUGGUGGUUGAUUGUGAUCUGUGUGAUAGCGAGUGCAGAGGAGCAACAGCAGCAUGCUUUGGUGAACCCUACUGCCGACCAAGAUUUAGCCCAAGUGGACCAGCAAGAAAUGCGCUCAAUGGUCAGUAGACUGGAGUCACGAGUGGAGGCACUGGAGAGGAGCUUCGAAUCCCGAGUCGAGUCACUGGAAGGAGAGGUGGUUCAACUUCGGUCGAACGCCGAUGAGCUGUACGAUUUGAUGUAUAAACAAAUUUACAAUCAAAAGAGUCAGCAAGCCAAGCUCGAAAGCGAGUUGGAAAUUCAAAGCUCACUGAUUGACAAGCUCGCUAACCGUAUUUACGACCAUGAAUCUGAGUUCUCCAAAAUCACAGCUAUUAUUCAGCAAUCUCAGUCGCCUGAGCUGAGCUCACAGCCCGCUCAAAAUAAGACCGAGCAGAAUUCGACGUCAGACAAGCUGCUGCAUCCCCGCGACUGCAGCGAUUUGCCGGAGGAUUCUCCGACGGCAACCUACCUCGUCUACCCCGACCGCUCCCGGUCAGUGCGGGCUCGCUGUGACAUGGACACAGACGGAGGAGGCUGGACGGUCAUCCAGCGCAGAGACGACAUCAGACCGCGCAAAGACUUCUACCGCGGCUGGAGCGACUACAAGACAGGCUUCGGAGUACUGACUGGGGAGUUCUGGUGGGGUCUUGAACACGUCUGGCACCUGACUUCCGCUUCAGAUCGGCAGUACGUGCUGAGAGUGGACCUCGACGCGUUCGAUGGUGACCAAGCUUACGCCAUUUACACCAACUUCAGCGUCUCUUCAGAGUCGGACGGAUACAGGCUCAGUGUAUCCAACUACUCAGGAGAUGCCGGCGAUGGUCUGGAGUACGGCGUCAACAGCACAUUCUCGACCCACGACAGGAUCCCGGAAGACACGGAGACCAACUGCGCCCACGAAUAUCAGGGUGCCUGGUGGUACGGGAGCUGUGGGCUGAGCAACCUUAACGGACGUUAUGUCUCUCCUGGAGGCGACCCCAGGGGAAUCUGGUGGGGUGCGUGGCUGGGUCUGACACACCUCAUGAAGACCGAGAUGAAGAUCAGACCGGCUUAGCUGAUCUUCGCGUCACUCUGAUGUAGGGCUGCGGAGUCGGAGUCGGAGUCGUAGUCGGAGUCGGAGUCGGUCGGAGUCGACAGUUGUGACCGGAGUCGGAGUCGAUUUUGGAAACCUGAGCCGGAGUCGGAGUCGGAGUCACCGAAAAUCCGCCGACUCCGCAGCCCUGGUCUGAUGGACGCUAAGUGACGGUAGAUUGACGCGAUGACACCCAGCACGCACUGGUCUGAUAUCGCCCUGAACAGAAUUGUCGUUACCUAAAAGUGUCUCUUUCAAUGACAAGUGAUAAGCGACGGGUGUUUUGCUGUUCGGUAAUAUGUGAAAUGCGACUGAUGUUUGACGUGCAUUUACCAAUCUGACCUGCCGGCUUACUUUGUCAACAAUGAAAGAAGUAGGUAGGUAACGCAGAGAAAAAUAAAACAGCUACGAGUAUAAA
Molecule: messenger RNA, 1678 nt
Organism: Amphibalanus amphitrite
Lineage: Eukaryota; Metazoa; Arthropoda; Thecostraca; Balanomorpha; Balanidae
Product: microfibril-associated glycoprotein 4-like
Exons: 1
Coding region: 115-1242 (375 amino acids)
Source: RefSeq, a predicted model, not a curated record